CGGUUUUUCUGGACAAAAGACCUUACAUCUCAGUAGCUAAUUACCAAAACCACAUAGUAUGUAAUAUCAAUCUUCUUCUUUUGAAUUGAUUUAUCCAAAUAUGCAAUAAAAUUCGAGGCAUUCCAUUUAAAAAAUCACAAGUUUGAUAUGUAGGUCAAAAUUGGGACACCCUGUAUAAUUGACAAUAUUUUGGAAAUGUGCCCUCAAAUGUCAUGUAUAACAUGCCAUAAAUAGAUUUUCCCAAAAUGUAUUUGUUUAUAAGUAAUAUUCAGUCCACACUUGGAUGGCCCACCCUGUAGACUAUAUUGUGGUGUAUGUCUUCACACAUCAAAGGCAAUGAGAUUUUGAUGUGUCACUCAUACAUUAUUUAUCUCGUUUCACAGAGCAGAGAUUGGAGAUCGUCAGUGUCCGAAAAGCAGCCAACACGAGUGCGAACGGCGUCUCUGAUAUAAGUUUGUCAUCAGUUAGUGGUCGGCAAAUCCAGGUUGAGCCGCGAGAUGCGCAGAAAACAGAGUGAGACGGUGGAUGUCUGAGACAAACGAUAAUACCCGACGGAUAUAGAAGUACUGUCGACGCGGCAAGUUCAGCUACAGCCUGCCAAUUUCUGUCAUUUAAUUUAAUUUCAUGAAAGGCUACCUAUUUUACAAUUACAAUUCGCCCUUCGUAGACAACCCUUUGACUUCGCUUACCAACUACACUGAGAGACAUUUUAAAAGACGUCCGAAUUUGGCAUUUCACUAGAACUUUACGGAAAAAAUGUUUGGAUGCAAUUCUUUCAUUAAGG
Acanthoscelides obtectus is the source of this 784-nucleotide messenger RNA. The record is from the annotation of a GenBank genome assembly. Lineage: Eukaryota; Metazoa; Arthropoda; Insecta; Coleoptera; Chrysomelidae.